Messenger RNA from Cucurbita moschata (crookneck pumpkin), 1383 nucleotides. Its product is annotated as plant UBX domain-containing protein 10-like. Lineage: Eukaryota; Viridiplantae; Streptophyta; Magnoliopsida; Cucurbitales; Cucurbitaceae. Gene Ontology annotation, cellular component: Golgi apparatus; endoplasmic reticulum. Bases 835 to 1260 code for a protein of 141 amino acids. Gene Ontology annotation, molecular function: ubiquitin binding. The record is from RefSeq and is a predicted model, not a curated record. The transcript has 9 exons.
UCAAAACGGUCUUCAGAGCCGUUACCCGCCAUUCUCGGAUGCCAGCUGUCACGGACCCUGCGUGCGCGUAUUUCACUCGGGCUUAUAUAUAUCUCCCCGCACGCACACUCUCUUCUUCAGCACAUUCUCACACUACAAUCAGAGCGCUCCAUCAACGGCCUCUUCCCUUUUGAGUGUUCGCUGCCCAAACCAAACGCUACAUUGUUACCCGGCAAUCGGAGGAAGAGAGAGCAGAAUUGAAAGAAGUUUCUCGCCUCGUUUCGGUGAUGAAAAAUAGAGGUAGAAGAAAGAGUUUGAUCAGCUGAAGAGGAAAAGGCAGUCUCAGAAAGAAUUUGAUGCAGAGUCUAAAAAGAUAUCACCCAUUUACGUCCUCUUUCCGUGAGGAGACACUGCGUUCAGAGGUAGUAGUGCAGUUUCUUGAUGCUAAUUUCAUCUGUUGGGGAGCACUUGCAAACAGAGGAGAUGGUCUGCAGAUGGCUACAACAUUGGGAGCUACCAAUUUCCCCUUCUGUGCUGUAAUUGCUCCAGCUCCAGGCGAAAGCCUAACAGUCCUGCAACAGGGCGUCAGUUGAUUGGCUUAAUAAACGUUCUCUCGAGGCACUCAACUCUUUCGCAUUAUGGUCUUCAGAUAGCAUUCUUGCUGACUUUGCGACUCAACAAGCUAGUGCCAAAUGCUCUAAAAAGGGAGACAACAUGCUUCCUCAAAAUCUCAGAUAUCAGUGGUUGCCCUAUUUGUAGUCCUAGCAAUGGUAUUACGAAGAAAACCUGAGAUUGAUAUUAACAAGGGAAAACUCAAAGUUUCAAGUACAGGACAAGCUUCCAGUACUUGUCUGGAUGAUAGUUCAGGCUUGUCAAGCAGAUCUUGCAAUAGGGCUUUAUGCAUGGGCACAUUACCUUUUGCCCAUAGUUAGUUGUAAUCCCCAGGCUAGAGUGAAGGCUACUGAAAGGUUUGAGGCUAUCUAUCCAACCUUGAAGGAGGUUGCACUUGCUGGCUCUCCUGGUAGCAAAGCAAUGAAACAAGUUUCACAGAAGAUAUUUAGUUUUGCUGCCAAAGCAGCAGGAGAAAGUGUUUCAGAGCUAUCUGGAGAAGCAACUAACGUUUUCAUUUGGUGUUUGACGCAAAAUGUUGAUUGCUACAAGCAAUGGGACAAGAUUUAUGAGGAUAACCUAGAAGCUAGUGUUUCUGUUUUGAAAAAGCUUUCUGAUGACGCCGAACUAGGCACCUCUUUCGAGUAUGGGAAGCCAAAAAUCCCCUGGUAACAAAACUGCACCAACUAGUUAGUCCUUUUAAAUCCUUCUUGUAAUCCUCUUGAGGAUACAAAAGUAGUGGCUUUAGUAAGUUUUUAAGUUAAUACUGCUCAACAAGGCUCAAUACUCAUUUUA